Lepidothrix coronata (blue-crowned manakin) is the source of this 919-nucleotide messenger RNA. RefSeq lists its product as uncharacterized. The transcript is spliced from 7 exons. Bases 134 to 919 code for a protein of 261 amino acids. NCBI's taxonomy places the organism in Eukaryota, Metazoa, Chordata, Aves, Passeriformes, Pipridae. The record is from RefSeq and is a predicted model, not a curated record.
CAGUGACUUUGAACGGUUAAAUGUGAAAACAGGGGGUGAAAACCACCUACCUUGUUGUUGGAACAAAAGGAGCGUGGCUGAUUUCUCCUGUGCUCCUGUUUCUCUGCUGCCUGUCCAUGUAAAGCCUGCUCAGAUGCACACAGAUAACUGCACCUUCCAGCUCAGAAUGCAACAACCUGCUAAAGCUGUUUGUGCACCGGACAGUGAAGUGCACAAGCCCUGGGAUGAGACAGAGGUUGUGUUUGUUUGUUCAGGAAAACUGUUUAUGAGCAGAGAAGCAUCCAAAAGCAGCAAGAUCCAGCUGCCACAGAUACUGUUCUUUCUCCUCCAGAGGAAUGUAACAGCCAGGUAUAUUACACACAAUCUAGAAAAGGUACCUGUACAUUAUCACAGGAUGAAAACGCCACGGCACAAGAAAAACUGGAAGAAGAACGUGCUCUUGGUCCUGGUCCUACUAGAAAGGUUCUGUCAUCCAGCAACUUGCAGGAGUGGGCUCAAGAGGAAGACCCCAAAAUAUGAAAGGGGCGUGUUCCAGCUGAUACCACAGCCCAGGAGCACCGAGUGCUGGAAACAUGUGAAACAUCCAGCUCUGCAGAGCAGCUCCUUGGAGUCCAGGAGUUUGGUACGUGCUGUAACUCUGCUGAAGUUACAGAUUAUUUUGUACAGAUCAGAUUAUUGUGUGUCCUGGUCUGUGCUCACUGCGCUCCCUUUGCUCUUUCCUCCUCAUCCCUCAGACCUCCCCCUCGUUUCACAGCUGGAUCCUCUCACUCUCCGCACCUUCAUGUAUCUAUUACUUUUGGUGUCUGCAAACAGCCAGGGAUGUGGGCCAGGGAGCAAGGGCACUGUUACCGAAAUGACACCCUCUCACUCCCCCAAAUCCUCUGCUCUCGCCCAGCGCUGUGUUGGACUGUCGGGCUGA